AUGAGGUGGGUGUCUUAUCAGUCCAACAUCUACAAGUAUGGGCUUGUGUUCAUGUGCGCCGCGUCGUUGCUGGCGUUGAUGAACGACGGCGGUAGCACCAAGGAGAGUUGGGACUGGAUGCGCCAGCAGUACGACCUCCGGCAGGCGAAGAAGAUUCAGUAG
Molecule: messenger RNA, 162 nt
Organism: Leishmania major strain Friedlin
Lineage: Eukaryota; Euglenozoa; Kinetoplastea; Trypanosomatida; Trypanosomatidae
Exons: 1
Coding region: 1-162 (53 amino acids)
Source: RefSeq, a predicted model, not a curated record